This is a messenger RNA of Triplophysa rosa, 3320 nucleotides long. RefSeq names its product syntaxin binding protein 6 (amisyn) (gene stxbp6). The transcript is spliced from 7 exons. Gene Ontology annotation, cellular component: exocyst; plasma membrane. The coding region runs from base 438 to 1067 and encodes 209 amino acids. Gene Ontology annotation, biological process: exocytosis; Golgi to plasma membrane transport. The record is from RefSeq and is a predicted model, not a curated record. Lineage: Eukaryota; Metazoa; Chordata; Actinopteri; Cypriniformes; Nemacheilidae. Gene Ontology annotation, molecular function: phosphatidylinositol-4,5-bisphosphate binding.
UGAAUCCAAUGAGAUCAGAAGGAGUCUCCGCGUCUGAUCCACGUCACGAAGACGAACAGAGAACCUGUGGUGUAGAAACACGGACACUGAUACACACACGAGCAGAUGAAUCGUAUGAAACACGGGGACUGAUAUACACAUGAAACACGGCUGAACAGACACUGUGUGUGUGUGUGUGUUAAAACUUUGGCGCGUUUGCAGAUGGACAAACCUGAGCGGACGCGGAGCACGCGAGGAGAAAACACGCAUUGAGGAUGUUUUUCAGCUCUAAUGGUUGAUUUUUGGCCAAUAAGAGGCUGUUCAGAAGCUCUGAACUGUAAUGAAGCUCGGCUGCAUCAGGCUUUUUGAAUCAUGGCAGUCUAUUGGACUCUUGGCAAUAAUUCUCACCUACUGCUGAAUCACCACCAGUUAAGUGAUCCAGCCAGCACUAGGCUACAAUGAGUGGAAAACUGGCCCUCAACAAGCAAGUCUUCGUUCCCAACGAUGAACGGAUGCUGGCUGCCGUGCAGGUGAAGAGAAGGACGAAGAAGAAAAUCCCUUUCUUGGCAGUAGGUCAGGGGGACUACACCACAUUCAUUUGCUUAUCAGUGACCAAUAAGAGACCAGCACAGGUUAAUAUCACUAAAGUGAAGCAGUUUCAGGGCUCGCCGUCAUUUGUGAGGCGGUCACGGUGGAGCAUCAUUCAGCUACGUGAGGUGAACGCUCUCGACUCCAUCCGAGACUGUCCAGAGUUUGACCUGACGUUUGAGAAUGGAUCAGACCAGUGGACCGCCGGCUCAGCCGGAGAGAAGAGCAUGUUUAUCCAGAUCCUCCAUCACACCUGUCAGCGGUACAUGUCUGAGAGAAAACCCGACUUUAUCAACUGUCACCCCAAACUCAUUGGAGGUAACAGCCUCCUGCACAAUGCAGCAGACAGUGUGAGCAGCGCCGUACAGAAGGCCAGUCAGGCUCUGAAUGAACGCGGCGAGAAACUGGGGCGAGUCGAGGAGAAGACGGGCGAGAUGAUGAACAGCGCCCAACAUUUCGCCGAUACAGCACACAAGCUCGCCAUGAAGCACAAGUGUUAAGACGUUUUGGGAUGUUUGGGGUACGGUUUCUCUGCUCAACAUCUACUGUCAGAGACUGUUAUGUGGAUUUGCAUAAAAUGUCAUGAACCGUUGAGGACGUUGUACGUCAGGCUGUGACUUAAGAUUUUAACAUAUGAUGGUUAAUCUUCUAAUGGUGGAUGGAGUUUACUAAUCACUUCUAACGUAUUCUAGUCUUGUCAUCGUAACUUGCUAAUGAUAUUUUUAAAAGAUCCCAACAGAUCGUCCUUUGAAAGAGUCUUUUAAAAUGUCUGCUGGCCAAGGUUUUCUUAAAAUGAUUUGUGUUCUUGUUUAAUACGAUGUGUUUGAAAAGUGCCAUCACAGAAACAUUUUAUAGUAACAUUGGUUUAUAAAGCCAACCCAAAACGUUACAUCAUUUAGUUUGUUUUAGUCGCCGUAAAUAAUGUAUUUUGCUGAUUUAAUUUUAUUAUUCAAAUAAACAGGAAUUGUAAAAGGCUCAUUAUAAAACGGUCAGUUCUGGUCCUUGAUUCUGAUUGGCUGAGCGGAGUUCUAAGCUGUUAUAAAAUACCCCAAUAUAUAACGGCUGACCUCACCACAUAGCCUAAAUAUCAUUUUAUUUACUUUAUUUUAUGAAACCUUGCUAAGCAUAUGGAAUAACCGUUUUAUAAAAGCAAUAAGCCCCGCUUCGCGUCGUGCCACAACGCCCUUAGCUGUUAUAAAAUGCACUGUAACCCACUGCUUCGGGGGCUUAUUGCUUUAUUUGAAAAUGCUGUGAAUCUUAAAGAUGUGGAGUUUAACUUAUAUCUAUUCUUAACCAAUCUGAUCUCACAGGAAUUUAUCAAUAUUCUAGGCGGCGGCGCUAAUUUGUAUGAAUUGGUACAAAAUGUACGAUUAUUAGAAAAAAAGCAAUAAUGAAGCCAAACUGUUAACCCCUUGCCAAAGCUAUUGUACUGUAUGAAUUGGAUGACUUUAUAUGAAUUCAUACGAAUUAUCCACCUCAUAAAAUACUUAUUAACUGUCCUGAGAUUGUACUUGUGUGAGACCUAUUCAUGACAGAAAAAUGUUACAUUACUGUAUUCAUAAGCAAAAAACAGAGUUUAGCUUUACGCCAAUUUCAAUAUAAAUAACAGUAUUGAAAGAGUUUCCAUCUAUGACCUCCAAUUGACAGCUUUUUCUCAUUAUUUGGUCCAAGUCAUCCAUAACAUUUUUUUAAGAAUAAAGUUUUUAGUUUGUUAUGAAAUGACAAAUUUGUACAAUUGCAUUUUGUCUAUAGAACUCAUUUGAAACAUUUAAUCAUACAGCUUUAGAUCAAAAGUUGUUUUUAGAUCAGGGUCAUGUUAAAGAAACUUCUCAAGUUGAAUUUUUGAAAUAGGAAAUUGAAAUCACUGUGAUUUCUAAACGGAUAGAAUUCUAUACAGAUGGAAUACUGAGUUAGGAUGUUUCUGCAAUACACGGUCACGUUUCCUUGCUCUGUAGAUCCUUCUCAGAUGAUGCUGGAAUAACAUACUGUACAUCGUCAGAUUUAGCACACACAUGUGGAAUCUCUGUCUGUUCCAGUGCUGUCAAUACUGACAUUCAAGUACUGUUUGCAAUUCCGCUUCUUCAACUCGAGGCGUUAUUCAACAAAUAACAUUUGUAAUAAAAACAUCUGUUUAAAAUUGGAAUCAUGUGACAGUGAAGCGUUUUCACGGAUGGUCUCUGUGUGUUUUCAUUAGAUCUGUGCUACUGUAUAAACACAUGCUCUCACACCGCAAAAAUGCCAAAACAUUAACUCCCACAUUUUCAUCAUCGUCUUGGGAAAUUCGGAUGAUCUCUGAGAACUGAGAAAAAACACCUGCUUUCUCACAGCUUUUCAAAAUAUGCAGAUAUUAAAAGACUCCCUUUAUUUUUCAUCAUUAUGUGCCUGUGUGUCUUUUUAUAAGAGCACACGUGAAACACAUGGCUAACAUAAUAAAAUCAACUUUUUUCUUUAUACAUUCUCAUCAAUAAUUUUUCAUACGUCUAAAUGUGUUUAAUGUAUUUGAGUGCAAAUACAUUAAAGGAAUGAAAGUGACCAAAGUUUUGUCAGUAUUGUACCAACAGUAGCUCCUGUAUCACAGCAAAAUGCAUGAAUUCAUUGUUAAAAACGGACUAAAGUAAAAUGCAAUAAACAUGCAAUGUAUUUGCAUUUGCUUAAGAAUAUUUACAGAGACAACUAGAUAUAAAUCUACAACAAAACAUGGCUUAUUACCUUAAGUAAGAAAAUGCACUGCAUUAAAAGUUUUUAUUCUUGAA